GGGGGGCUGAAUACUAAAUGCGACCUUUCUCCUUAUUAAAGUGUUUAAAUGAAUGCUGGAGCCAUAGGAUGUGUUCCCUACGCAGUGCGCGACAUCUUGAUUUGGGACGUGGCCCUGUAGUGAGAGAGGACAUUGUCCGUUGUCCGGCGCGCUCGAGAGAGAGAGAGAGAGAGAGAGAGAGAGAGAGAGAGAGAGAGAGAGAGCGGGUUUACAGUGGCACCGCGCUCACGAGACAUCCGAACAUUUCACCGCAAAUGCAUUAUUUUUAAUUAUUUGAAUUGGAUGCGCGCGUGAGGCCGGUGCGCGUGAGAAGAGCGAGCUGCAGCAGGAAUAACGGAGAUUCUGAGCACGAGGGAGGAAAAAAGUCAAGUUGAUGCACGCAAAGACGGUGGGCGUGGCUUCAUCACAACAUCUCUAUUUCUACAGGUGGGCGUGGCUUCAUCCUAACAUCUCUUUAUUUCUACAGGUGGGCGUGGCUUCAUCCUUAUGUCCUGGGUUGUGUUUAAAGGAAUCGACACGAUGUCAAGAUCUGACGAGGUGAACAAAAUGACAGAAAAUGUCUACAAGAGCAUCUUGGAGCAGUUUAACCCCAGUUUGAAGAACUUUGUCACCAUGGGCAAACACUAUGAGAAAGCACUGACAGGAGUGACUGUCGCAGCUAAAGGGUACUUUGAUGCUCUGGUUAAACUGGGAGAACUGGCCAGUGACAGCCAGAGCUCAAAAGAACUGGGUGACACGCUGUUCCAGAUGGCCGAAGUACACAGACAGAUCCAGGUGCAGUUAGAGGAUGUGCUGAAGCUGUUUCACUCCGAACUUCUCUCUCAGCUGGAACAAAAGCUCGACCUGGAUAUCAAAUUCCUCACUGCGACGCUGAAGAAAUACCAGACCGAGCGGAGGUCGAAGGCGGAGUCCAUCGAACGCUGCCAUUCGCAACUGAAGAAACUGCGUAGGAAAAGUCAAAGCAGCCGCCACCCCAAUAAAUACGGAGACCGAGAGAUGCAGUUUGUGGAGCUGAUGAGUCGCAAGCAGACAGAGUUGGACUCUCUGGUCGCUGUUGGCUAUCGCUCGGCUCUCACCGAGGAGAGGAGGAGGUACUGUUUCCUGGUGGAUCGCCAGUGCUCCGUCGCCAAGCUGAUAAUAAACUACCACAGCAAGGUACGUGAGCUCAUGUCACAAAAGUUGUCAUCAUGGCAACAGUCCUGUUCCCAGCCAACAAAAUUACCUGAGCGUGCGUUGAACCUGCUGCGUCACACGGCCCCUCAGGGCGCCGGGGCUUCUGGGAUAGCAGAUGUCCUCCGACACACUAAACUGGGUUCUGCUCAGUCUGGAGAGCAGAGGCUUUCUGUACAGGAAGUCCCGCCCCUUCUGAAUGGCGACUCAAGCAGUCGGUCCCAGCAACAGCGCGGUGGAUCCUCUGUCUCAUCUGACCCCACCCCUCGCACCAUCUCUACCCAAAACAGCGCCACCUACAACACCAGCACCUCCUCUAGCCUUGGCCAGCCACAGACCUCUGUGCAGUCAGGGAGUGGUUCGAGCUUACUUUCUCCACCAACUGGUUCUGCCUUCCUCUCUCUUAGCCCUGCCUCUGCGUCGUCCCUUAAUUCUCUGCAGGGCUUGGCUCCGCCCCCAAGCGCCCCCCACACUCCUCAAUUGCCCCACAGUGCACCUCUCUCUCGUGCUCUUACCCCCGUGCCACCCUCUGCCUUCUCUCCUCCGCCCUUUAACCCUCUGCUGCUCAGGGCGGCCGACGUCUACGCAACCUCCACGCUGCCGCUGCCAAGGAAACAGCCGAAUGAGAUGCAGACAGGAAUUUUGGGUUCUACCCUACCCCGUGUUCUCCCUCUUUCUCCCCCACUCCGUGUGGAGGCGCUGUUCUCUCACUCUCCCAGCUCUAGUGACAGGGCGGAAAGAGGAGAGAGAGCAGGGUCGUGUCUGCUGUCCUUCCUUCCAGGAGACAUCGUCGGUCUUCUGAUCAGCGAGCCGAGAGACGGGUGGCACUACGGACAGAACGAGAGAACUGGACGGAAAGGCUGGUUUCCCUUUUCCUAUACACAGCCGCUCCCAAACACGUUGACGCCGACUCACCACGACGCCUUCAGUUCUCCGGGUCUGUCCAAGUUGAACAGUACGAGUAUGGGACAGUUAGACAGGCUGCCCCCUGCAGGUGAGUUUGGGAAGCUCAGUCCAGACUCGGAAGAGGAGCGGGGGAUCAGCACGUUUAGGCCACGCCCCUACAGCAUGAUGAACCCUGACAUCAGACGCACAAGCCCGGGACAUGCCGAGCAGAAGGGCAAAGAGCAGUUCCCCGAUGAGCGCUCAUCUCCUCCACCGUCUCCCACCAGGACCAAUCCGUUCGCUCAUAUCCAUCUGAGGAAGACGGUGACCAACGAUCGCUCGGCUCCACUUAUCGAGUAGCGAGGAUCGUCUUUUUUCACUUUUUGUUCACUUUUCUCUUUGGCGGAAAUCAUUUUUUAUUUUUUAUUUUUUAUUUAGAUUAGUAAGAGAGAAAAAAAUAACAGUAAAUGUAUAAAUCCUGUGGAAAAAAUGAUUUACAUAGCUAAUUUACUUCCUCUUUUAUAAUUUUUUUUCAGCUGAGCCAGAGAUCAAUUUUUAUUUUUUAAAUUUUAUAUUAAUUAAAAUCGCUUCCAUGUUGAUUAACAAAACUGUUUAAAUAAUGUCUCGAUUUAAUCGACAUGUACUGUUUAAAAUACGUGCCAAAAUAUGUUCUCAUUUUGGAUCAGGUCGCGUACCGGAAGUCAGGUCAUAUUAUGUAUUUAAUAUAUUUAAAAUCAACAUGAGUGAAAUCUCCAUUUUAGAGUGCUAGACACAGGUACAUGCCUGUGUCACUGCUUUAAAAAAGUCACUGAUGCUGACAUUGUGUUUUGACUCAUUAUCUCUGAUAGCUAUAGCUAGCUAUAUUUCUAAAACGUUAGCUAGCAGAUUUGUUUUCCGCUCGUUUGAGAGCUAGUCUGCGUUACACUUCGUCUCUCAGGAAUUCGUUAAUGAAUUAGAAUCGUCUAUCAAAUUUUAGCCGGCUAAUUAUUACAGAUUUUCUCUCAUAAGUUAGCUAGAGAAUUGUUGCAAAAUAUUCUUUCAAAUGAAAGCUAGUUACAAUAAAGUAUUUUUUUUUUGUUACGUUACAGCUUCCUGUCAGUUCUAAGCCAACGAAUUAGAAUUGUAUAAUCGAAUAUUUUGCAGCUAGUUCCAUUUUCUCUCAGAUAAUAAAAUACAAUAAAAUAAAGCUAAUGAGUUACAAAUCUCUAUCAAAUGCUAGCAAGAUUAUUUCAGUUUUCUCUCAAAUAUAAGCUAGCUACAUUUCGAUCUAAUAUCGGUGAUUUGAAAUUUUCAUACAUAAGUUAGCUAUGCUCUAAUUUUCUGUCAGACUUUUUCUUUUCAGACUACAUUCCCAGCGUCUCACAAUCAUUAGCUAGCGAAUUGGUUUUCUCUCAGAUGUCAGCUAGCUGUAUUACAGAUACAAUUGUCUUUCAAAAAUAUUCCUGUGAAUUAGAAUUGUACGUUAGCAAUUAGAAUGACGGGUGUUACAAAAUAUCACGGAACGUAGCUCGCUAAUUCCAGAAUCAUUUUAAAUACCACAUAGUUGCAUUGUAGCUUUCUGUUAAUGAUAUGCUAGCGAAUUACAGUUGUCUAUAAAAUUUUUGCAAAUGAUUAAAAUAUAAUAGAUAAUUACAAUUUUUUCUCAAACAUUAGCAUUUCUCACAAAAGCUAGCUAGCUUCAUUAGAAUUGUAGCUCUCCAGUGUUAGCUAGCUCGUAUCCUUCCGUCGCCUGUCUACCGACUUAAUGUGGAGAUUUGUGUUUUGUGCCUUGAGCCAUUUUGGAUAAUUACAUAUCCUCUAAGUUCUGCUGACGUAUUUAGUGAAUGUAGACGUUAUCUGAUUUUAUAAAGUACAGUAUUAAGUUUCAGAAAGGAUCCAGGAAGUAAAAAUGCAGAAGGUCGGUAUGUUGUCUUGUUGGCGUCUUUUGGUUGUUGAGAUAUUGAGGGUUUACGGACGUAGGUUCAUGUCCUGGAUUCAGAAGGUGUUGAUUCAUUGCUGCAUUGCUGAUUCAUUGCUGCAAAUCACAGGCAUACUAUUUGCGUUUCUUUCGUACACGUCGUUGUUUCCAUAGUAACAUAAGCAGGGAUUUACAGGAGUUACAGGAGACAAGAUUAUGUGAACACAAAUGAAACGUGUAAUCUCUCUUGGACCACCAUUUGCAUUUAAUACAGCUUCCCAACCCACUUAUUCUGAAUAAGUGGAAUUUUGAACAAUUCAUCUAGCAGAAGAUCUUCUAGUUGCUUUAGAGAGGUUGGAGUACGGAACCUGCUUCUCAAACUUCUCUCCAAAAUUUCCCACACUGGUUUGAUCAGAUUCACAUCAGGUGAUUGAGCUGGCCAGGGCAGAUGUUGAAGUUCAGACAUUUGGUUUCUGUCCUUCCUAAUGUAUUAUGGUCUGGAUUUUCAUCCACUUUUCUUCUUUGCUGAUGAAUUCCUGUCCAUUGUAGCCUACACAAAUCAUAUUAACCCUUAUAACAAUGGGUGUUCACAUUAUUUUGUCCAACCCCUGUAUGUUAUACAAAAAUAAACUUCACUAUGGUAACAGUAUUAACAGUACAGCAAUUAUAGGGGGCCAAGCACCGGGUCAAUACUGUGAGAAUCCUGCAUUCUGUAAGGGAAAUAUUUCCAUGAAUAUAAAUGAUGUUUGGUAACAUUUAUAAGGUUUAAGAUUAUCGACAUUGCCGAUUGUCGUAGUAGAUUGUGAUCUCCACUCAAAUCAGCCAAAUUAAAGUCAGAAUUAGUCACAUAUAUGGAUAUUUUGUGUGGGUUGAUAAUGUGAUCAAGCUGUACAAUGUUAACAAUACGGCAUUUACACAACAGUGUUCGGGUGAAAUCUGUGAAGGUUAAGAACGUACGGAGAAUGACGGCAACUUCGGAAAGUGAUGAAAAAAGUCCUGGAAAGUGUGGAUGUGUCGCCGGAGGAGGAGGAGGAGGAAUUUGAUCAGAUAUUUUAUUUUUGUUGGCUUGCUUUCUCUUUAUUGGAGAGAGUUUGUGGUGAUUAGCGGUCGUUCUGUUCCUAGAGUCAGUUAUUAGCUAGCUGUUAGCUAAUAGUCGUGAAUGCUAGCGAAACCGCAUAGGAGAGGUUAGCGUAUAAGGUUUGUUAUUGCGUAUUUGCAAUAACGAUGAAAGCAAUUUGAAACAAUUUAUGUGUAAAUGUAUUAGACUGUCAUCCCAAAAAGCACUCUUUUUUUUUUUUCAUGUUUUAUUUAAAUCAGAAAUUGUGUCUGAUUUGUGAGUUUCAGUUCUUACAUCUGAGGAAAGAAAUUGAUCGCUGAAACAUUAGAUGUGAUCAUGUUAGAUUAUUUAGCUCAUUUGAAGUCUUAUGAUUAAUUAAACAUCUCCAAAUGAUUUUUUAUCUCAAUUACUUUUUUGUUUUUUAACUUUUGUUGAGAUUUUAAAGGAAGUGCAAAGCAAAAAUCACUGAAAAUAUUAACUCUUUUAAUUUAAAUUUAAUUAUUCGGUGUCGUUUUUAUUUUGGUCUGCGGUUUAAAUAAAAUUGGAGCCAGAUGUUGGGAUGUUUAUGUCAUAUGUAGUCAUGUGCCUAUAUAUAUAUAUAUAUAUAGUAAUACACUAUGUUGGAAUUUUUAACACGCACAAUGCGGUUACAUAUUAGAAAUGUUUUUAUUUCUACAUAUUUUUUUUUGGAGAGUAUUAUAUGAUUUAUAAGAAAGUAUAUCACAGUAGAAUCUUAAAAAAAAAAAAAAGCUGGUACAUGAUGCCUGUAUAAAUUUCACAUAUAUCUACGUAUCAAAUUUUACA
Molecule: messenger RNA, 5813 nt
Organism: Tachysurus fulvidraco (yellow catfish)
Lineage: Eukaryota; Metazoa; Chordata; Actinopteri; Siluriformes; Bagridae
Exons: 16
Coding region: 487-2415 (642 amino acids)
Biological process (GO): plasma membrane organization; positive regulation of actin filament polymerization; actin filament bundle assembly
Cellular component (GO): nucleoplasm; cytosol
Molecular function (GO): cytoskeletal adaptor activity; protein binding
Source: RefSeq, a predicted model, not a curated record